AUGGACCGACGUAAUGCCCAUGAACGCCCACCUUCGCGUCGAACACCGCUUGGUGACGCGACAUCCAGAGCAAACACCUCAACCCCAGUCCGAAGUCACGUGAAAGGACAGUCUCUCUCACCGUCACCGGGCCUCCCACCCCGUAAUGAGUCGAUCGUGCCUGCGGCCAAUGGCACACUCACAGUCCGCAAUCCCACAGUGUCGCCGGUCAACAAGCGUCUAUCCAACAUCAUCGACAAUGAGCAGCGGGACACCAAACGAGACUCGGCCAUCUCUAAUGCAUCAACCAACGCGUCGGACACCGGCAGGCGGCGUAAGAGAAAUAUAGGCCCAUGGCAGCUGGGGAUGACUGUCGGGGCGGGGGGAUGUUCCAGAGUCCGACUCGUAAGACACACGGUUACGGGCCAAUGGGCAGCUGCGAAGAUUAUAUCCAAGGCAAUGGCAGAGACUGUCCGGGCUCAGAGCCUCGCCGACUUGGUAAAGAGUGCGGAGCAUGACCCAGGUUUAAUCGCCAAGGGCAGGGUUAUACCAUUCGGACUCGAGAGGGAGAUAGUAAUCAUGAAGCUGCUCGAGCACAAGAAUAUCGUCCGCCUGUACGAUGUGUGGGAGAACCGAAACGAACUCUACUUGAUUAUGGAGUAUGUGGAGGGCGGCGAACUGUUUGGGUACAUCGCAGAGAACGGAAGUCUCAACGAGAUGGAGGUCGUCUACCUCUUCCGCCAGAUCAUUGCAGCGCUGCUCUACUGCCACAGAAUCCACAUCCAUCAUCGUGACCUGAAGCCCGAGAACAUUCUCUUGGACCGCAGAACGAUGGAAAUCAAGCUCGUCGAUUUCGGCAUGGCGGCUCUUCAGCCCGAAGGCCGGUACCUCAGCACUCCUUGUGGUAGUCCCCAUUACGCGGCGCCAGAAGUCCUCAGGGCCGGCGCAUACGAUGGCGGUCAAGCGGAUGUCUGGAGCUGCGGUGUCAUUCUCUACGUAAUGCUGACCGGAACUCCUCCCUUCAAUUUUCCUGGCGACGCACAACACCUUCGCAGACUGUUCGCAGCAAUUGCAGUAGCGGACUACGCAAUGCCGGACGAUAUUAGCAGAGAGGCGCAGGACAUGAUUUACAACAUCUUGAUGCCGGAUCCGAAGCGGCGCAUCAGCAUCGAGGCCAUAUGGGACCACCCUUUCUUGAACAAGUACAAUGCAGAGUUCGGUUACAAUGCAGAGCAGUCAAGAAAAGAGCACUGGAUUGGGCCAAGGCCGCGCAUCCAGGACUGGAGGAUACUGAAGAAGGAGGAGAUCGAUCGAGAAGUUCUAAGAAACAUGCGCACCUUAUGGCAUAGCGAGAAAGAGGAGGCGCUGAUCCAGAAACUGACAAGCAAUGAAGCGAAUCAUGAGAAAUACUUCUACACUGCGCUCAUGAAGCAUCGGGACGAACACUUGGAGAACUUUGCGGGAAAUCCGGGCGGCGUAGGCUAUUCGGCAAGCGACCAUCAUCAUGCGAAGCCAAUGCCUGGCGAGGAGGACCCGCCUCCGCUACCCACGGGCACACACCAGCGAUCAAAAUCUGCCUUCUCCAUCUUGAACGACGAACACUUGCAGUCACGACACAACUUACAUGAGCUGUUCCCAUCCGGCGCGAGCUAUGACCCUUUCAGAGCUUCUAGGGAGCCUAGUUUGGCGCCCAAGAAGGGCUACAUGAAUGUUACUGUCCACCGGGGAUCUUUAAGUGGUGCUAGGAAGCGCAAAUCUGCCACGAUAAAACCGGGUUCGCUAAGAGUCGAGGCCUUGAGAGCGAACAGCCAGCGGAACUCUACUCUCUCCGGUACUCCUGGAUCGACGAGGCGAUCGACAAAGCAUUACUCGGGAAUAACGCGCAGCUCAAUGUCCCGCAGCUCGUUGGCAAGCUCUAUGUAUCCGAGCAGCCCGCCCAUAAUCAUCAGCGGUCCGCACAAGCGCGGUGUGAGCUUCUCUCAUCUACGUCGUAGCUCGACCGCCAGCGCUCUCACGUCACGUCUGGACUUCGACGCCACGCAAGAUACGCCGGAACAACUGAAGCACCAACACAUUUCCAAGUGUGACCUGACCAUUGUGCGUCCAGGCGAAGCCUCAAGCCCAAUUACCCAGCCGAAAGGUAUCGUUCGCUCUCGAAAGCAGAAGGAAACUGCACAAGCGAUUACGCUAGGCAUCCGCCCACGAAAGCACCCGACAGAAAACCGUGUCCUAGAACAUGAGGCACGUAAGGCAAGCACAGAGCUCGAAAAAUUCUGUGAGGAAGCUUUCAACCGAUCGUCGGUUGACUCUAGUGCUCGAACAUCUGUCACUGACAGGCCUACACCAUACUCGGACUGCGAUACACCUCCUUCCUCAGUGGGUCCGUCGCCGUAUGCAGCCAACAAGCUUCUGCGACCCGCCGAUCAGAAUCGGCCUCUCCCACCAUUGCCUGUCGAUUCGCCCAACACUUACGCUCAGCGAGAGCUCGCGCAGACUCGAGAGCGACUUGCAAUCCGAUAUGCGGAAGAGGGUGGUGAGACUCUGGAGGGCAUGAUCUCACAGCUGGACAACCUUUUGCGUCCUGCCGGCAAGUUCUCGGUAGCUGACAAGCACCGCAUUACGUCUGCGUCUCACGCAGAGCACUUGCGCUAUCCGAGCCACCUACCUCCGAUCGAGGAAGACGGCAAGUUCUCGGACGCUGACGAGAGCCUGCUGCCGAAGGAGAAAAACAGGGGCCACAGGGCCGUCACUGAACCGUUCAGCAGGCGGCCGGCUCAACCUGCUAGCAAGUACGUUGAUCACAAUACUAUUCGCUUAGUGGACCCGUCAUCUCCUACGCCCAUAGCACCCCUCAACAUUCGGAAGCGCAGUGCAGAAAACACCAUCCCACAGGCCGGUCAAGACGGCAAUCGGCAGCCGCGCAGAAAUAUUGAUUUCUCUACCGCGUCCGCUGCAGCAGCCAACAAGGAGAACGCGAACCAGAACAAUUCAAACAAGGAAGGCCCCGCUAGCAAGAAGCGCAGCUGGUUCAGGCGGAAGACAAGCAACCCCGAGGAGAAGGACGAUCCAAAGUCAAGGAUCCCAGAACCAUGGCGCAUCUCACCCGACCGCACGAACAAGCAGCAGCCGCCCGUGCUGGUCCAACAGAGCAGCCAAUCCUCUAACCGAACGAGCACAGCCAGCAGCGAAUUUCCGAUCCAUCCUGCAGAGGCAGAGAAGACCGAGAAGAAGGGUUCGCUGUUCGGGAAGAUGUUUGGAAAAAAGGGCACGGAGAAGAACGACUACAUAUCCAACAAAUUGGAACUGGGAUCACCGACCAACUGCUCCACCUCCUCCCUGACCUCCGGCUUCGACCUCGCGGAAUCCGACGACCCGUCCACCGGCGCCCGCCGCAUCGAAGCCCAGAACUGGCUCUCGCGCUUCCUGCACAUCAAGCCGGCGAGCAGGGUCUUGUGUUUCCAGGUCGGACGCGGGCGCGCGCGCACGGAGCUGGUGCGGCUGCUGAGGGACUGGAAGAGGUUUGGAGUCAAGGACGUGACGUUUGAUCGGAAGACGAAUGUCGUGCACGCCAGUGUUGACAAGGCGAAUCACCUCAGAAUCAAACCCGUAACCUUCGUCGCCGAGCUCUACGUGGUCCUCGAGCACGGCCGCCGCGCCCAACUCUGCCUCGCGCGCCUCACGCAGACCAAAGGCGCGGCCAGCAGCUUCAAGAAGGUGGUCGAGAUCGUGGAGGACGUGUUCAAGGCGCGUGGGUUGCUCAUCGAGGAGGAGGAUCGGAAGAGGGCUGUUGCUGAGGUUCUGGGGGGUGGUACGUAG
This is a messenger RNA of Coniosporium apollinis CBS 100218, 3795 nucleotides long. Its product is annotated as CAMK/CAMKL/GIN4 protein kinase. Lineage: Eukaryota; Fungi; Ascomycota; Dothideomycetes. Gene Ontology annotation, molecular function: ATP binding; protein serine/threonine kinase activity. The record is from RefSeq and is a predicted model, not a curated record. The coding region runs from base 1 to 3795 and encodes 1264 amino acids. Gene Ontology annotation, biological process: intracellular signal transduction; protein phosphorylation. The transcript is spliced from 5 exons. Gene Ontology annotation, cellular component: cytoplasm.